Oldenlandia corymbosa var. corymbosa is the source of this 2492-nucleotide messenger RNA. NCBI's taxonomy places the organism in Eukaryota, Viridiplantae, Streptophyta, Magnoliopsida, Gentianales, Rubiaceae. The record is from the annotation of a GenBank genome assembly.
GUGAAGUCCUUACAGCCUUCGUUUUCAUUACAAUGUUAAUGAGUACAUGAUUUUUAUUUAUUUAUUUAUUUGAAAGAAAAUACCUGGAGCUUAUGCAUCAUACAUGAGAGAAAAGAUACCAACAACAGCUUUCUUACGGCAAGAUGAAAAAGUUUGGGAAGUUAAGGUGAAGAAAAUUGGGAAUGAUUUCUUCUUCGCUGAUGGUUGGGGGAAGUUCGUUGAAGAGAGUUGUUUAGAACCAGCAGAUUUUCUGGUCUUUGAGUAUGACGGGAAUCUGCAUUACGAUGUAAAAUUGUUUGGAGAGCAUGGAGUUGAAAAGAAUGUAGCAGGACUAACGCAAGUAUAUGACGAAGAAGAUAGAAGAAGAAGAAAUGGAAGAUGUACAAGAGUCCACAACAGAGAAGCCUCCAGAAGAAGAAGGUAAAACUAACAAGGGCAAACGUAAGGUUGCGAAUGCUGGACCCAGUUAUCAAAAUGAUGAUAUCUUCGAAUCAAGAUCUGUUUCAAGGCCAGAGAAUCCUUAUUUUCUCACCUUUGUUAGGCCAAAGAGAAGGGAUGAAUUGUUUAUGCCGGUUGAUUUCGUUCAAGAUUACAACCUUCGCCUCCCACCUGAGAUAGCGCUUCGCGAUACAUGUGGUCGAGAAUGGAAAUCAAAGCUUAAGGCUUGGAAGGAUGGGAGACUUUGGUACUAUGGAGGAUGGAAAAGGCUCUGCACGAAACACUAUACAUCCAAACUUCGACUUGGUACCACGGUCAAACACCUCAAUUAAUCCUCCUCAAAGACUUCUGGGCGCUACUCUCUCAAAUUCAAUGAAGAAUCAACUUGGAGUUGGAGGAUUCUCUUUAGUGGUGUUCUCAGGAGUUGUCAUUUUCUUCGUCUUCGUUUUCUUCUUCAACGAUCCAAGAGGUGUUAUAUAUGGAAGUCUUCAUUCAAAUGAUGAUGAUGAUGAUUCCGUAACAAGUCUCAAGCACCUUGCAAUCGGGUUACAAGCAUCCGAGAGAACGUACCAUUUCCGAAGGCCAUACACUGAAUCAUGGUGGAGGCCUAAUGAAUUCAGAGGGUACCUUUAUCUUGACAUACCUCCUGAAGGCGAUCUUCUCCCGUGGUCCGAAAAAUCUCCUCCUUACAGGAUCAAUGAUAACAUAAGCGACAUUUUGGCCGAAGUCAAGCCGGGCAACCCAGUUAUGCCCCGAAUGGUCCAUGGGAUUAUGGAACUGUUUCGUGAAGAGGAACAUAAUCCGGACCUGAGGUGGAUACUCAUGGGGGACGAUGAUUCGGUUUUCUUCGUGGAUAACUUGGUCCAAGUACUUUCCAAGUAUGAUCAUACCAAGUAUUAUUACAUGGGGAAUCCGUCCGAAUUCGUGUUGUCGAAUUAUUGGUUCAGUUUUAAUCAGGCUUUUGGUGGAAGCGGGAUUGUUUUGAGUUAUCCAUUGGCAAAAGCACUUGCUAAUGAUAUGGAACGUUGCCUAAGGAAUUAUGGCAAGCUUUCAGCUGAUACGAUGACAAUGUCGUGUAUAGUCGACCUUGGAGUAAAUUUAACUCCCAAUAAAGGCUUUCACCAGAUUGAUUUACAUGGCGAUUUAUCAGGUUUCUUAUCAUCUCACCCCAAAAAUCUAGUGUUAUCAUUGCAUCAUGUUGACACGGUAGAUCCAUACUUCCCCAAUAUGAACCGUGCGGAAUCAUUGAACCAUCUAAUGAAGGCGGCGAAUGUUGAUCAAUCGCGUUUGUUUCAGCAAACCAUAUGUUAUGACAAGGAAAGGAAUUGGUCGUUUUCAACGGCUUGGGGUUACUCGGCACAAAUUUACGAGAAAAUAAUGCCUCGAAGUUGGCUAAUGAUGCCCAUUGCAACGUUUGUAGGAUGGAAUCCUGCCGAAACUCAAGAGCCGCGUUUCAUGUUCAAUGUUCGAAAUCCGCCUAAGGACGAUCCUUGCGAAGUUCCUCAUGUGUUUUUCUUCGAAUCAAUUCAGAAAACAUCAGAUGGUGAGAUUCUUACAACGUAUGCAAGGUCAGCUCCCAGGAACUUAAAUGCUUGUCCGAUGGGCGGGAACCAUUCUGCUGAAUAUAUCUCUAAGAUUGAUGUGCUCUCGCCCGCAGCUAAGCGCUACGAGAUCGAUAGAUCGGAGUGUUGUGAUGUUGUUCGUGUUGACGAUACGGGCAAUGUGAAAGUUAAAUUCAGGGAAUGCAGGAUCAAUGAGGUUAUUGCAUAGGAGUAAUGUUAGCUCAAUGUUUCGAAACAAGUCAUAGGAAAGGAAACAAGUAUAUUAGACUUUUUGGAUAAUAUCUGUGCAAGGAUUUCUCUUUUUCCAACAAAAGAUUACAGCAGAAGAACUCUACGGAGAAUGUAUCACAUGAAUGGUUUUUUUUUUUUUUUUUGUGGAAGGAUUAAUUUUUAUCCAAAAAGAAUUUUUCCAAAAAAUAGAGCCGCGAAUACACAUAUUAAUAAAGUUUUUGUAUUAAGCUCAUGAAUUCAGCGAGGGGGAAUAUACGGGCG